Messenger RNA from Pseudoliparis swirei, 834 nucleotides. It is a transcript of the gene mpz, whose product is annotated as myelin protein zero. Lineage: Eukaryota; Metazoa; Chordata; Actinopteri; Perciformes; Liparidae. Gene Ontology annotation, cellular component: membrane. The transcript has 6 exons. Bases 96 to 737 code for a protein of 213 amino acids. The record is from RefSeq and is a predicted model, not a curated record. Gene Ontology annotation, biological process: myelination.
CUGUUGUUCCUCCGUCUCUCUCCUCCUUUCACUGGGAUCUUCUUCACCUCCGUCUCUUUCCUCUCUUCUCGGGCUCCGGAGAAGAAAACACAACCAUGUUCACGCUGCUGGCGCUGGCGUCGCUCGUCCUCCUGGGAACCGUGCCGGACCAAUCACAGGCCAUCGUGAUCUACACCGGCUGGGAGCGCCACGCCCUGCUGGGCUCCGACGUGCGUCUCUCCUGCUCCUUCUUCUCGUGGCGCUGGACCUCCGACGACGUCACGUUCUCCUGGACCUACCGGGCCGACGGGGCCCGGGACAGCAUCUCCAUCUUCCACUACACCGGGGGCGUGGCCUAUGUGGACAACAAGGGCCCCUUCAGGGACCGCGUAGAGUUCGUGGGGAACCCGGGUCGCCGUGACGGCUCCAUCCUGCUGAAGGGCCUCGAUUACCAUGACAACGGGACCUUCACCUGCGACGCCAAGAACCCCCCCGACAUCGUGGGCCGGCCCUCCAGCGUCCGGCUGCUGGUGUUUGAGAAGGUGCCCAUCCAGGCGGGCGUGAUAACGGGCGCCAUAGUGGGCGUGGUCCUGGGCCUGCUGGUCCUCGUCGUGGUCAUCUACUACCUGAUGAGGUUCCUGGUGGCGCGCCGCGUCUUCAGCCUCAGCGUCAGUAAACAUGGCAAGAAAAAGAAGGAGGGAUCACAGCAGAGACAGCUCUGGACACCGCCCCCCCUCACUUGCUACCCCCUCCCCUAAAAGGACUCUCUCUCUCUUUCUCUCCCCUCUCCCUCUCUCUCUCUCUCUAAAGGUGUUUUUUCUCCUCCUCUUCACACAGCUCCACCUGCUAACUCCA